Messenger RNA from Aspergillus pseudotamarii, 1029 nucleotides. RefSeq names its product ketopantoate reductase family protein. Lineage: Eukaryota; Fungi; Ascomycota; Eurotiomycetes; Eurotiales; Aspergillaceae. The transcript has a single exon. The record is from RefSeq and is a predicted model, not a curated record. The coding region runs from base 1 to 1029 and encodes 342 amino acids. Gene Ontology annotation, cellular component: mitochondrion; cytoplasm. Gene Ontology annotation, biological process: pantothenate biosynthetic process. Gene Ontology annotation, molecular function: 2-dehydropantoate 2-reductase activity; NADP binding.
AUGGCGAACUCUUCCCCCAUUUAUAUCUUAGGGCUUGGAAGCAUUGGAUGUUUUAUCGCCCACUCUCUUCGUUCUCUGCCUGAUAUACCCCCCAUUACACUCCUUCUCCAUCGAGAAUCUCUGCGUCGCGAAUUCAUCUCCACUGGACAGAAAAUAAGUUUGCAGGUCGGGGAAGAUGGAGACGUGGACGAACAAUCCGACUUCAAUGUUGAGGUAUUGGGGAGCGAUACGACACCCACAUCGCCAAUUCGUUGUCUUAUUGUCACAGUUAAGGCCUCGAUGACAGUAGACGCUAUCAGACCUAUCAAAGGACGGCUCGGGCCAGAUUCCGUUAUUUGUCUAUUCCAGAAUGGCUUGGGCCAAGUGGAAGAAUUGAAUCAGCAGCUAUUUCCCAACCCCGCCACACGACCAACGUAUAUGUUUGGGAUCGUUCGACACGGAGUCUACUUAAAAGCGGCUUUCCAAGCGGUAUUGGCUGGUCGCAAUGGCUGUGUCUCCGUGGGCUUUGUAGAUACAGAUAGCUUAACCAUAUCCCAACCGAGAAAUCGCUUUCUAGUCGAUACUCUGCUCCGGUCAACAACUCUCAAUUGUGAAGAAUUGGACUGGACCAGACUUUUCCGAGAUCAACUAUUCAAGCUGGCAGCAAAUUGUGUCCUCAAUCCUCUCACAGCCCUACUCGAUGUCCGAAACGGCGUCAUCGCAGAUAUGCCACAGGUCAGACCAUUAAUAACCCGUCUCCUGGAGGAGAUUUCAACGGUGUUUGGUCGGCUGCCAGAGAUCCAGAGUCUUUCGGCUCAUGAUCCCUCAUGCUUCUCCCCGGCGUCCUUGGAGGCCGUUGUGAUGGACACAAUCAGAAAGACCGCGGGUAACUCCAGCAGCAUGCGGGAGGAUGUCCGUAAAGGGAGAUUGACGGAGAUCGAGUAUAUCAAUGGCUGGAUAAUCAAGCGCGGGAGGGAACUGGGGGUGGAAUGUGUGACUAAUCUUUCUUUGACUGAACUGAUUCUGGCUAAGAGUAGUAUGUCUCAUUAG